AUGGGGUCGUUCGUGCCAUCGCAGGCAGCGCUUGCGGCGGUCGCACGCCCCGUGCUCGUGACCGUGCACGACGUUUGCGGCCGCGGCCUCCAGCUUCUUCCGCUUGAAGCUUUCUUGGGCACGUCCCUCGGCGGCAAGUUCGGCGUCCGGCCUUUCCGCUUCGACCCCAACACGCAGCGCCUUCAAGAGUCGGGCCUUGAGCUUGUCGACCUCCUGCACACAAUCAAGCCCUACAGCUCGAUGGAGUCGUGCUACUUUGUGACCCAUGGCUACGGCGCCCUCGUGCUUCGGGAGGCUUUUCGCUACAUCGAUUGGGACACGACUCGGACCAAGAUCGUCAUGCUCGCGCCGCCCAACCGCGGGUGCGCCUAUUACUCGGUGCUCAACUCGAUCAUCGACUCGAGCGUCGCGAUCGACGAGCUAUCGACAAUGUCGCCAACGUUUCUGGACGCACGCCUCGGGAAGCUGCCCAAGCUUUGCCGCCCGAUGAUUCUGGCAGGGUCUCUCUCGCUCAACCCAUGGAAUCAGUGGCAAUACCCGACAGACGGCGUUGUCUCGGUCGACGAGACGCACAUGCCGGGUGAAUAUCAGCACUUCGUUGUCAAUGCCACGCACCACACGCUACCGUACCACCCCAUGAGCUUGGAACUUCUCGUUCGCUUCUUGCGAGGCUAA
Messenger RNA from Saprolegnia diclina VS20, 675 nucleotides. RefSeq lists its product as hypothetical. Lineage: Eukaryota; Oomycota; Saprolegniomycetes; Saprolegniales; Saprolegniaceae. The coding region runs from base 1 to 675 and encodes 224 amino acids. The record is from RefSeq and is a predicted model, not a curated record. The transcript is spliced from 6 exons.